Pediculus humanus corporis (human body louse) is the source of this 4248-nucleotide messenger RNA. RefSeq lists its product as uncharacterized. Gene Ontology annotation, molecular function: RNA polymerase II transcription regulatory region sequence-specific DNA binding; DNA-binding transcription factor activity, RNA polymerase II-specific. Gene Ontology annotation, cellular component: nucleus. Lineage: Eukaryota; Metazoa; Arthropoda; Insecta; Psocodea; Pediculidae. The coding region runs from base 1 to 4248 and encodes 1415 amino acids. The record is from RefSeq and is a predicted model, not a curated record. The transcript has 19 exons. Gene Ontology annotation, biological process: positive regulation of transcription by RNA polymerase II; regulation of neuron differentiation.
AUGACCUCUCGUUAUGACAAUCGACUUCGAAUUUUCAUUUCGUUUCGUAGGGAACAUUUUCAUUGUCUCGAUUGCAGUUCGAGAGUUUUCGUUAAAAAAGAAGAAAUGAUACGUCAUUUUAAAUGGCACAAAAAAAGAGACGAAAGUCUUCAACAUGGAUUUCUUAGGUAUUCCCCGAUGGAUGACUGCAGCGAAAAGUACAAAAAUUGUCAACAUAAUCGAAAGCAAACACACUACCAUUGCGUGCACGAAAGUUGCGAUAAAACGUACAUAAGCACGUCGGACGUACAAAUGCAUGCGAAUUACCAUCGUAAAGAUUCCGCCAUAAUACAAGAAGGUUUUCAAAGGUACAGAGCGACGGAAGAAUGUCGGACUUCUUAUUGUGCUUUCUUCGGUCAGAGAACGACUCAUUUUCACUGCAGGCGAGAUAAUUGUCAAUACACUUUUAAAAAUAAAGCCGACAUGGAAAAACACAAGACUUAUCAUAUAAAAGAUGAACAACUCGCACGUGACGGUUUUAAAAAAUUUAUGAAAAACGAAAUUUGCGGAUAUGAUAAUUGUAGAUUUUCUCGCAUCAACAAUCACAUACACUGCAUAAGAACGAAUUGUAAUUACGUUCUUCAUAGUUCUGGACAAUUGCUCAGUCACAAGAGAAAACACGAACGUAAAGAUUCCGAAUUGGCGUAUAGAAAAUUUAAAUUAUCACAAUCCAUGAUGAAAAGUUUACAAGAUGGCGUUCCAAUAAGUUUCGAACAGUUGGAAGCGGCCACGUUGGAUUUAUCACAAAUGAGUAACGGAGAAUGUUCGUCGGAUGGCGGUGGUGGUGGUCCAGCAUCUCCUCCGAUUCUUCCAUCGAAUUUCACGCGGUUUGGAAUGCCGGGAAAUUACGAUUCCGUCCAACAAUCUCCGUACGCUAUCGGAUCGUCAAAUUUUCAAGCAUUGCAAAAAUUACAAUUGGAAAAUUUACAAAAAAUACAAGAGAUGGAAAAUUCCGAGGGUUUCGAUAAAAAACCAUCGACGGAUUUUGAAUUUUUCACAAAUUCGAUGGAACUCGCGGAAAGAUACCCGGAAGUGUUGCUCAAAGCACCGGAAAUUGUUCAAAAAUUUCCGGAAUUGUUUAAGAAAAUCCCGCAAGAAUUUCUUAACAAAAAUCCCGACGUUAUUAAAUUGUUGAGCGUGGCGGCGGCGGCGGCCGCAGCUGCCACGGCUGCCGGUAAAAACAACAACAACAAUAACAACAAUAAUAAUAAUAAUAACGAAAACGUCGGCGGCGGCGGCGGUGGUGCCACCGACGGUGGAAAUUCACCGACGGAUAGCGUAGACAACGAUAGCAUCGCACCGAUCGAUUUGUCCAAUGAUAAAAACACCGGAAGUAAAACGAUUAAUUACGCCGGAAGUUUAUCACUCGAACAAGACUACGAAAAAUAUUUGGCGGAAAAAACUUCGCUCGCCGCCAUCGGAAUAAACGAUGAGAUUUGGUGCAAAUACCUAAAACCUUUUGCCGCGAACGAAAUUUGCAUAGAUGGUAGCAUGUGCGAAGAUGCUGCAAAGGAUCAUUUUCAUUGCGUGGCAGAAGGAUGUAACGUUAUUUUCCGUACGAAAGAUGGCGUGAGAGAACACGCAAGAAAUCAUAGCCAACAAGACAAAGUGACUGAAUUAAAUUUUAUAACCGUUAAUGAUAGCAUGUGCCAUUUUGAUUCCGAAUGCCACCAAACUUCGAGGCAUUAUCACUGCCUAUGGGAUGGUUGUAAGGAAACGAUUCUUCACACGGAUAAACCUUUUCAAAGGUUAGACCAUUAUAAAAAUCACGAAUUCACGAGGAGAGCAUCCGUUUUGGGUGCGAAUUUAUCAAACACACAUUUGGCAAAUAGUUUGGAUGCAAUGUUUAGAAGAAAAAGAGGACGUCCGCCUAAAAAUCGAAUCAUAGAAGUGUGGAACGACAACGCGAAUCAAAAUGGCCCACCGGGAUCUUCGAACGAUUCACCCCAAGCUAUUUUCACAUCUUUUAAACUUCCCAAACCGUCGCCAUCUUCUUCUAGAAAAGAAAGUAACACGUCGCAAACGAGUGAAAAUAUGGUGGAUUUAACAAACGAAUCCCCGUCUAGUCCGACGAUGAACGAAGAUAAUUCGAGAGAAUCGAGUCCGGCGCAAUUGGAUGCUUCGUCGUAUGGAUUUUAUAGUUUUGAAGAUGGUUGUUGUCCAGAAUCGAAUUGCAGGUUUGCCAAACUUCACUAUCAUUGCAGUCAACCUCGUUGUUUUUUUUCAACCGACAACAAUCAUUUGGUCGUCAUUCAUUCCAAAGAAUUUCACGAGAGUUUUGAAAUCCUCGACGGUUUCGUCUUCUACGACAGAAACAUCGAUUGUCAAUUUUCCAAUUGCAUCAACAAUAAGAUCAACAGACAUUUUCAUUGCACUCGUACGAAUUGUGGAUUUUCAUUCGUCCGUUACUCGACAAUGGCGAUCCACGAUGCGAAUCAUAAUAAUAAUCAAGACGCGGAAGGGAUUUUGAACAACGCGAAAGAAUUUGAAAACGAAAGAGCGUCACCGAGUCCUCCGAGCGGAGAUGACGACAUCAACAAACUGGAAACUAAUUCUCCAGAAUUGAUUUCAUCUCCUGCUAAAACGACAGUUAAAGCAUCUGGAACUUUUUACCCGCUUUCGGCAUUUCAAGACAACGGAAACGAACAAAAAGUAAAAGGAUUCGGGAUGGUUAAACCGAGGAGUAGCAGUUCUCUAUCCGGAAGAUCGAUUUCUCCAGUUAAAUCAUUUGUAAAAGAACAAAACAGUCCGGAAAAUCUUUCGAAUCGUAAAUCCGAGGAUUUAAGUCCGGAUUUUUCCAAACAACAACAUCAAAAACCGGAAACUGGUAAAAUACAACCGGUCAAUUCAGACGUCGACAAUCACAACAAUCCUUUGACGAAAUUGAUAAAAUUACAAAACGAAUCAUCGAGAGCGACCCGCGAAUACGACAGGUACAAAGGUCAUAAAGACAAAGAAUCCAAAGAUGGUAACGUCAAAGAAUUUCUACCGGAAUGGAUGUCGCUGGAUAAACACGUUAAAUACGGACCCAACGAAACAUGUUCUCGUCCUUUUUGCAAGCUAAAAAGAAAAGAACAUUUUCAUUGCAACGCUUGCAAUCAGGCUUUUUCGGAAGUUGAAAGACUUCGUCCUCACAUAGCCAAACACAGUAACGGAGCAAUGAGUCCCGUAUCUGGAAAUUUAAAAAAGGAACCGGAAGAUAAUAAUAAUGACGAAAUAACUGAAGAAUCGAGUCAAUCUAUUCCGCCUACGUCAGGAGGAGGAGGAGGAGGGUCAUUAACGGUACCACCCGGUUGCGACGUGGAUGCUUCGCCGACUCAAAUUUCUCCAUUCGGUCAUCCCUUUCCUCCAGGAUUUCCACUUCCUCCGGGUUUAAAUGCUGCUUUUGCUCAACAGUUAAACAUGAUACAAUCUCAGGGUAUCUCAUUCCUACAACCGGGUUCUUUAUACUCAGGUCCAGCCGGUUUGAUGUUCGGAUCUCCCGGUUUACAUCCUCAUCUUCCUUUAGCCAACGGACUUCAUCCUUCAAUGUUGGACGUGGAACAAGCUCAAGCAAUGCAUCAGCACUUGUCGAAUCUCACUUUGGCUCCCAAUUUAAACAAAAGGUCUCAUUCUCCGUCGCCUUUAACUCCGAUGGGAGAUUUAAGUCAGGAAGCUAAAAAAGCAAGAGUACAAAAUUCAAUGAGAAUUUUAAAAGACGAACCCGUACCGGAAGGUUACCUCAGAUAUCGAUUCAACGAAGAUUGUAAAUACCAACAUUGCGGUUAUAGAGAACACCAAACUCAUUUUCACUGCAUGCGUAAAGAUUGCGGGUAUUCAUUUUGCGACAAAACCCGUUUCGUACAACACACGGCUCGUCACGAACGUUUGGACACACUAAUGGGUGGUGAUUUUCAACAGUAUCGAGCAAACGUAUCCUGUUCAAGACCCGAUUGCAUUUAUGCCACGGCAUUAGGUUCAGUACAAAACAAAGCAUCACAUUUCCAUUGCAUAAAAUGCGAAUUCGUUUGCACGGACACGAACAAAGUCGUCGCUCACAGGAGACAACAUCAAAAAUUGGAUUCGAUAAACGCGGCCGGAUUUGAAAAAUUCACACCGAGUCAAAUGUGCACGACAGACGGUUGUUCUCAUUCCGGAAAACAAACUCAUUAUCAUUGUUUAAGUUGUCAAUAUGCCGUUUUGGGUCUUAGUCAAAUGGGAGGCAAAUGA